GUUUACAUUCCUCCACCACUGCGGUGUUUUAAAUGUCAAAGAUAUGGGCAUGUAGCGGCGAUAUGCAAGGGCAAACAAAGAUGUAGCAAAUGUAGUGGUGAACAUGAAUAUGGAAAGUGUGAAGAAGGGGCAAAACUAAAAUGUUGCAACUGUGGAGGAGAACAUAGUGCAGCAUAUGGAGGUUGUGAGGCUAACAAAAGAAUGCAGGAGGUACAGCGAAUUAAAGUAGUCCAAGGGGUUUCCUAUGCAGAGGCAACUAAGAAAGUCCCAAGAGGUGUAGGUGUACCGGUAGAAACAAUAAAGGAUGGGACUAAAGAUGUAAAGGAAUGUGUAAAGUGUGAUCAACUAAAAGAAGAUACGUUGAUUGUGAGUAAAGGUGAUUUUGUGCUAUUCAUGGCUGAGAUGAUCAAUUGCUCAGCACAGACCACUAGUAGAACUGAAAGAAUUAAAAUAAUUGUAAAGUCAGCUGAAAAAUACCUGGAUGCAAAGGGAAUGCCUUGGGAAAGAGUAAGAGAUAUUCUUAAUGAUGAAACACAACAAUCACAGUCAUGGAGUGGGCCUGUAUAAUGGUUUUAAUUAUACUUCAGUGGAAUGCUAGGAGUUUAAUUGCAAACGGCCAAGAAUUCAAAAAAUAUGUUGAAAAUUUACAAGAGAAACCUAAUAUUAUUUGUAUACAAGAAACCUGGCUAGUGCCUAGGUUGGAUUUUGUAAUAAAGGGGUAUGACUCUAUAAGAAGGGAUAGGGAAAUAGGUAAAGGAGGAGGAGUUGUAAUUUUUAUACAAAGGGGACUUCAGUAUAGAGAGGUAAAGAGGGGGAAUGACUUGGAAUACAUUGCUACAGAAGUAUGGACAAAUGAAGAUAAUGUGACAAUUAUAAACUUUUAUAACCCAUGUAGACAAGUGGAGAUAAGGCAACUGGAGGAUAUUUGGAAGGAUUUGACAGGGAGAAUUAUCUGGUGUGGGGAUUUGAAGAAAUGAACAUGACAUAAGAGAAGAGAGAUGGAUUUUAGGAAAAGCAGAUUGGGGAUUUUGCUUAUGAUGAAGACAUGGAUUCUUUUACAAGUGGCAGCAUUGGCUGCUGUUUGCCUCGCCCAGCAGGACUGCUCCAGGGGAGCCUGCUACCCCCCAAUGGGAGAUCUGCUCAUCGGACGUGAGCAGCAGCUCCACGCCACCUCCACCUGUGGACUCACGGGGACUGAGGUCUUCUGCACACCUUAUGGACAGUGGAAGAUGAAGUGCUGCCCAUGUGACUCACGCAACCCUCAGGCCAGACAUGCGCACACCAUUCAGAACGUUCUCUCCACAGCUGGUGAGCAGCGGUGGUGGAUGUCCAGGAAAGAUACCAGUCCCGUAUCUAUUCAGUUUGACCUGCCGCACAUGUUUCAGCUGGACAACCUCAUUAUGAGUUUCAAGGGCCCACGGCCUGAUGCCUUGGUGAUUGAGAGGACCACCGAUGGAGGACGCACCUGGCAGCCUGCCCGCUACAUGGCCACCGACUGUCGCUCCAGCUUCCCCCAGGCCCUACAGCCCAGGGGCCCCAGGCCUAACCCAGGCCCAGCCCUCGGGGAAGCCUCCUGCUACACACUCUCCCCACCCCCCGCAAACCCAUACGUGGACCAGAAGAUAUAUUUCAGUCCCCUUCGGCAGUAUUCUGAACUUAACUACCCCGACAGUUAUAAAAUUGAAGCCGUGUCUGGCUUCAACGGCCUUCGGAUUAACCUCACCCAGCUGGGCCAGGUGGCCAAUAUGCCCGGCCGCUCUCUCAGCCGCUACUUCGCCCUCAGGGAGAUGAGAGUGAUUGGCACCUGCUUCUGCCACGGCCAUGCCAACCGCUGCCUGCCCGUCACCAACAGCAACCAGCUGCCCGAAACACAGGUAAAUGCCAGGUGUGAGUGCCAACACAACACUGUGGGCAUGAACUGUGAACGCUGUGCUGACCUGUUUAAUGACAUUCCCUGGAAACCAGCUGGGGAAAACAGUCCUAACAUCUGUCAACGCUGUGAGUGUAAUAACCAUGCCCAGCGCUGCCGCUUUGACCCGGUCCGUUACGAGGCCACCAACAGGGUUAGUGGAGGAGUGUGUGAGAACUGUCUGCACCACACCACCGGAUCCAACUGUGAGCGCUGCGCACCCAACUACUACCCCAACCCCUACAGCAGUAUGGACCGACCGGACGCCUGCCUCCGUUGCAGCUGCAAUGCAGCAGGCUCUGAGAAUGGAGGCCAGUGUGGUGGUAAUAAUGGUGCCUGCCGCUGCAAGGCCAAUGUGGAAGGACCCAACUGUGACCGCUGCAAGAGUGGCUACUACGGCCUGAGUGCCAGUAACCCCCUGGGCUGCUCCAAGUGCGACUGUGCUGUUGCGGGCUCCCGCUAUCAGUCCUGUGAUCCGGUGACAGGGCAGUGCCCAUGCCUGCCCAAUGUCCAGGGCAUGAACUGCGACCGUUGUGCUGUUGGCUUCUGGAACCCCAACUCCCCCAGCGGCUGCCAGCCCUGCGAUUGCCACCCCACCAACGCCAUCGGAGACACCUGCGAUCAGCUGACUGGUCAGUGCCAGUGCCGAUCAGGUUUUGCCGGCCGCGCUUGCUCAGGUUGCCCAGACUUAUACUAUGGUGAUCCCAACACAGGCUGCCGAGUUUGCCAAUGUGACCCACAGGGCACUGCCAGCUGUGACCAGCGCACCGGCGCUUGUGUGUGCUUCCCCGGCGUGACUGGCGUGCGCUGCGACUCCUGCAGCCGCGGCCGCUGUGAGAACUUCCCCAACUGCCCCACCUGUCCCUCCUGUUUCUUUGACCUGGACGCCCAGCUGGGUAACCUCUUCCUGACCGUGCGGCGGCUUUCCGACUCCAUCCCUGGCCGAGGUGACGGCUCCGGGCCACUCCCGGGAAACCUGGGUCUGCGCUUCAGUGCCCUGGAGGACUCCCUGAGGGUCAUCCGCGAGCAGCUGGCCCUCCCAACCGACUCCACAGACAAACUGGACCGGAACCUCAGAGAGCUGAGCAGACUCAGGGACCAGGUGAACAGGCUGACUGGGGACCUCUCUGGCUCCUGGCAGGGCAUCGACCUCAAGCCCCAAUUGGACGAGCUCCAGCGUCUGCUGGACUCCCUCAGCAUCCUCUACAACGCCAAGAAGAACGCCCUGCUGAACUCUGUCACAGACAACAGCAAAGGUGCUUUCGAUGCUAUUAAGAAGGCCUAUGAGGACUCUAAUGAUGCUGUAAAGCAAGCCGAAGCCACAGGCAAGACGGUCAAGAACUCAUCUGACCUGCGCCAAGAUGCUCUGGACAUGCAGAACAGGGUCCAACCAGCCAACACCAAGGACCUCAACAAACUGAAGGAGCAGCUGGCUACCAAGCCCAAUCUCACCCCGACCGCUGUCCAGGUGUGUGGCAGCAAGCGGACUGAGUCCUGUACACCUGAGCAGUGCGAUGGCGAGCUCUGCAGUCCCGACUCUGCCCGCUCCUGCCUGCUGGGGGAGGUGUGUGUGGGCGCACUGCCCACUGCAGGGAAAGCCCAGAGGGACACCGAGGAUGUGAAGGCCAAACUGCAGGAGCUCAGCCAGAACCUCACCGAGGCCAAUGCACAGAUGCAGGACACCCAGGAGAAGGCCAAUCAGGUGCGACUGACAACCGACGAGAUGACCAACCAGAUCAAAAAGGCUCGUGACGACCUGGAAGUGGAUCUGCAGGAGACCAGAAACUUUGUGAGGCAGCUCAAAGAUUUUCUGUCAGACCCGAGCACAGACCCCAACCGCAUUGACGAGGUCAGUGAGGAGAUCCUGAAUGCCAAGCUCCCUCUCAGCCUGGACGCCCUGAAGAAGAAGCUGCAGGAGCUCCAGGGUCUGGCCGCCGGCCUGCCCGACAGCUCCAAGGUCCUGGAGGAGAGCCAGCCCCAGCUGGACCAGGCGAAGAAGCUUCUGGAAGAGGCCCAGAAUGCCAGGGAUGCAGCCCGCGGGGUGAAGGACGAUGUCGCCGGGUUGCUGGAUGGGCUGGCAGAGGUGGAGAGGUCUCUGGAUGAGAUGGAGGAGAAAGUUGCACAAACCACGACCAUCCUUGACGGUGUCAACCCCGAAAAGGUUAAAGCUGAUUUGGAUGAGGCUGUUGGUGGCUUAGGAGAAGUGACUGAUACUGUCGGCACCAGAAUCCCUGAGGAAAUGACUGACCUGAAGGAUCUGGCCAAGCAUAAUGAUGAACUGGCACAAAAGGGGCUUGAAGAUGCACAGAAUGCUCAGAAGGCAGCCAAUGACAUCACAACGAAUCUUGUGGUUUUGGAGGACAAACUCGAGGAGCUGUUGAAAGCAGCUGAGGAUGCUGGGGAUGUGGGCGAGGCCGGGAAGACCCUGCAGAAGCUCAAAGAGGACACCAGCAAGCUGCUCAAUGAGACGGCCCACAUCAAGCAGACCUUAGAUGAAAAAGAGUCAUCCAUCAAACAGGCUGCGGAUGAGUUCAAUCAGAAGUCCUUGCUUCUGCCUGAUCUGGAAGCAAAGGUCCAGAAUCUUAUUAAAGAAAUCCGGAGUGAGGCCGACCUGCACAGCAUAUGUAUAGCAUAAGCUCCACCACACCCGCCCUGCCCUGUCCCAUCGUCUUGAUACUACCAUUUAUAAUAAAUAAUGUUAUUGGUUAUUUAUGUCACCAAGGUUUUUUGUCAAUCUGUCUGGAAAACAUUUCAUUUGCUAUACCAUUUUCAGUACUAUUGCUGUCACUUUAAACAACCACUGAAACAGAAUUCAGAUGUUACCUACAGUAUUUGUUACUUUUAUAUGUCCUUGAAAUCAUUCUAAUUAAUAUAUAUUCUGUAAAUCUGUAAUGAGCCUUUUGUGAACCACUCAAUAAAUGAUUAUCGUUUGUCAUUAUGCA
Messenger RNA from Alosa sapidissima (American shad), 4851 nucleotides. It is a transcript of the gene lamb3, whose product is annotated as laminin subunit beta 3. NCBI's taxonomy places the organism in Eukaryota, Metazoa, Chordata, Actinopteri, Clupeiformes, Clupeidae. The transcript has 23 exons. The record is from RefSeq and is a predicted model, not a curated record. Bases 999 to 4544 code for a protein of 1181 amino acids.